GCAAUCAUUGCCAAUAUCUAUAUUUGGACAUCCGCAUCAUCAUAGCCUUUGAUCGAGCGGCCAUAUUUUAACCGGAUCUUAAUCGGUAUCUUUACUGCGUGAUUUACGCUUAUUCUGUCGCUAGAACUGUGCUUUAUUCUUGAGAAAUAUGAGUUCUAAACUUGCUCGAAAAGAUUCUGUGGUUACUUGUGUUGUUUGCUGCGAGGACGUUGAGUAUUUCGCCAUUGGAGCAUGUGACCAUCCAGUGUGCCACAAGUGUUGUAUUCGAAUGCGUGUGUUGGGAAAGGAAACCUAUUGUCCUGUUUGCCGGAGUGAUUUGCCAGAGGUAUUUAUGGCCAAAGAUAACACCACCUAUGUUAAACUUGCUGCCAGAAAGAGUUCCUUUGUGGUUGAUAAGAGGCAGCAUAUUUUUUACCAGCGGAAAGAGAUCCAAAUGAGGGUAAAAGAACUCCUGGAGCAUCGUUGCCAGCUCUGCCCAGAUCGCCCACCAGACAGAUGCUUUGAUCGUCUUCGUGACCACAUGAAGAGAGAACAUGAAAAGUUCUUUUGUGAUCUUUGUGUUGCCCAUUUACAGAAAUUCAGCUGUGAGUUGAAAGUGUACACUCGUCCGGAACUGGCACGACACCGCAGAAUUGGUGAUGCAGAUGACAAAUCGCACAAGGGGCAUCCUUUGUGUGAAUUUUGUGACCACCGUUAUCUAGACAAUGAUGAACUACACAAGCACUUGCGCAAGGAUCAUUUUUGGUGUCACUUCUGUGAGCGGGAUGGCAGUCAAGAUUACUAUCCUAAUUAUGAAUAUCUCAGGGUCCACUUCCGUGAUUUUCACUUCCUUUGUGAGGAAGAUGACUGUGUCCAUGAGCAGUUCACCUCUGUCUUUCGCACGAAGGUUGAUCUUCAAGCCCAUCGUGCGGCAAAGCACUCAGGAAACUUAACUAAAGCCCAGGCUCGCCAAGCUAGGCAACUAGAUAUUGACAUCACAUUUGCACCUCGUCCUAGUUCGCAGACAAAUCAAGGUUCAGUUGUUACAGGCAGGGAUUUCAUGGAAGUGAGAGCCUCAGACCAACGGAAGGGAAAGAGAGAAAAAGGAGGGAAUAGAAAGGAUACAGCUAACAGGAAAGAAGCUCUAGAUCUGCAAACUGCAAUGGCUCGUUCAUUAAGUGGAUCAUCACAAGACCCUUCUCAGCUGCCUUCACCAUCGGCUAAACCACAAGACCCCAAAAAAUACAAACCUGAGGAAAGCAAAACUACUGGAGAGCCAGUUGCUAAAAGCACAGAGGAACUUGGACAAUUUCCUGCCUUACUUGGUUCUCUGGAGGUUAAAAGUGUGGGUGAGGUGGCCAAGGAUAGCAAGAAACCCAGUAAACCUAGUAUAUAUGGUAAAGCUGCCAGUGCUGCACAGUUGCACUCUGCUGAUGAGUUUCCCACUUUGGCUGCCUCUGCACAAGUACCAGAGCAAUCACCAGCUAUACCUCCUGGGUUUGCUACAGCAGCUCGGCAACCAUCAUUAGCUGGUUCACAGCAGACUUAUCGUGCUAAGCCACCUCCAGGUUUUCAGACACCUAUGUUGGCAAAAGAAAAGGUUAAGGAAAAUGUGGCACCCUUACAGGAGGGGCCAGCACCUAAACCCGAGGUGAAAAUGAACAGUGUUCAAGAGAGAAAUCAAGCGCUAGUUGAUAAAAUAAGAGGUUUACUGGGAAACGAUAAGUCUAAAUUUGGUGAGUUUAAGGCAUUGUCUGGGAAGUUUCGGCAAAAUGCUUGUACUGCUACAGAAUAUUAUGCCCACUGUUGUGAACUCUUUGGGUCAAAUUUCUCACAAGUUUUUUCAGAACUUGUUGAUUUAUUGCCUGACCCAGAAAGAAAAAAAGAACUGUUAAUUGCUCAUCAAGAUGCCAAAAUUACUGCAAAGCAACAAGGAGAGCACAAAAGUAAAGCUGGAAAAUCACAUAAAAAGAUGGCUACAUCUGCGGUGUGGCAAAGUGGGGCCACAGCUUGGAAUGUGGAGACAAAAACUAAUGAUAUAUCCGAGAGGGACUUUCCAUCACUACCUGCAGCAACUAAAAGAUCUUUUCAACCCAGGUAUAAAGCACCAAAAAGUGCCACAGUACUAAAAGAAGCUUGGAUCAGAGGAAAAUAAGUUCUUUGUAAAGAUGGGAUAAACUUUUGAUUGGCGUUUUGUUAUCUUUUUACUCAUAUGUGCUACCAUCUUGACCCUUUUCUGCUACAGUUAAGGUCUUUCUGGUAUUGUAGUUUAUUCUUCAGGAGUUUGGGUUUCCUCAAAGUUGAGAAGGCUAGAUCAGCUUAAAAUAAAACAAAUAACUUUGCAAUAA
This is a messenger RNA of Orbicella faveolata, 2327 nucleotides long. Its product is annotated as E3 ubiquitin-protein ligase ZNF598-like. Gene Ontology annotation, molecular function: ribosome binding; ubiquitin protein ligase activity. Gene Ontology annotation, biological process: protein ubiquitination; rescue of stalled cytosolic ribosome. The record is from RefSeq and is a predicted model, not a curated record. NCBI's taxonomy places the organism in Eukaryota, Metazoa, Cnidaria, Anthozoa, Scleractinia, Merulinidae.